This is a messenger RNA of Dovyalis caffra, 1473 nucleotides long. The record is from the annotation of a GenBank genome assembly. NCBI's taxonomy places the organism in Eukaryota, Viridiplantae, Streptophyta, Magnoliopsida, Malpighiales, Salicaceae.
AUGACAGGGAUUGUAAUGGUGACAAAGGGAGGUGGAUGUGGUGGUGUUGUUGGUGGUAAAGGAUCAAAAGGAACCAAGGGGAGUGAAUUACAAGAUCAUCAAGAGCAAGUGCAGAGCCAGCAGCUGUCUAUGACGACAUUUCUGUUGACAGCUAUAAGGAAAUCUCUUGUGGCUUGCCGCAUUGAAGAUGGAGCAGAUGAUGUCAUCCCAACAAGCAGCUGCAGCACCCUCCAUAACAUGGACAUUAGCUGGCCCACUAACGUUCAACAUAUAACUCAUGUCACUUUUGAUCGCUUCAAUGGCUUUCUGGGUCUUCCUGUUGAGUUUGAGGUUGAGAUCCCUUGUCGAGUUCCAAGUGCUAGUGCCAGUGUGUUUGGUGUCUCAGCAGCUUCAAUGCAAUGUUCUUAUGAUUCGAGAGGAAACAGCGUUCCCACAAUUCUGUUGCUGAUGCAGGAUAGAUUAUACUCGCAAGGAGGUCUAAAGGCGGAAGGGAUUUUCCGCAUAAACCCAGAAAAUAGCCAGGAGGAGCAUGUGAGGGACCAGCUGAACAGGGGCAUUGUGCCUGAUGAUAUUGAUGUCCAUUGUUUAGCAGGCCUUAUAAAAGCCUGGUUUAGAGAGCUUCCUUCUGGGGUGCUGGAUGGGCUUUCUCCUGAACAAGUUCUGCAAUGCAACACAGAGGAAGAAUCUGUUGAGCUUGUGAAGCAGCUAAAGCCGACUGAGUCUGCAUUGCUCAACUGGGCUGUUGGUCUCAUGGCUGAUGUUGUUGAGGAAGAAGAUUCCAAUAAAAUGAAUGCUAGAAAUAUUGCUAUGGUCUUUGCUCCAAACAUGACUCAGAUGUCUGAUCCAUUGACAGCAUUGAUGCAUGCUGUACAAGUAAUGAACUUCCUCAAAACCCUAAUUACGAAAAUGCUGCGAGAGCGUGAAGAGACUGCAACUGGAGGAUAUUCACCCAUGUCAUCUCAUUCAUCUGGUCAGCAAACCGAUGAGGAAUUUGACAGUCAGCACGAGAUGGAUACUAGCUGUGAACUGAGACAGGCGCCAUCAGACUAUGAUGAUCAUGUCCAUUACGGCCCUGGCAGCGAAGGAGAAGAUGACGACGAUGACGACGCUGAGUCAUCAAGUGAGGUAGAAGAAUGCUUCUUGAGGCAGUUGGAUGAGGAUAAAAAAUCCACCUAUAUGUUUGUGGAGCAAUCUGCAAUUGGUCUACCAAGAGACUUUGCAGGUGCCAGCAGUUUUUCUGAGUCUAAAAUGGAGUCUGGAUUAUCAUUCACUGAUAGCAAAAAUGAAAAUUCCAGUUCCGCUUCAAGCGAUGGAGAAGACUCAAGGGCAAGUGUGAUAACUGUAGGACAAAAGAUUGACAUAAGAAGCCAAUCAAAAGGAUGCGAAGACACUGAUGAUGAUGAGCAGGUGAUCGACAAAUUAGCAGAGUCCGUUUUGAUCAAGCAGUCAUUUGGGUCUAGUGAAUCUGUUUGA